Molecule: messenger RNA, 1592 nt
Organism: Thermothelomyces thermophilus ATCC 42464
Lineage: Eukaryota; Fungi; Ascomycota; Sordariomycetes; Sordariales; Chaetomiaceae
Exons: 3
Coding region: 232-1560 (442 amino acids)
Cellular component (GO): nucleus; cytosol
Molecular function (GO): mRNA binding; RNA 7-methylguanosine cap binding
Source: RefSeq, a predicted model, not a curated record
CAGCAGGGCAGCCUUGCAAGGGCCCAACAUCGCAUCUUUCAUCACAUCACGCAGCCGGCCUUCUUGACGAUCGACUUGCUUCUCAAAUACCCUCUUGGUCCCCGAUCCUCUAGACAUUUUUUUUUGGGUUUCAAGUCUUUAAUUUCGUUAUUUCUAGCACUACGAGAAGAAUCACAACGCUCGAUAAUCAACAUCCCGCGCGGCGCGUCGCGUCGCACACCCCCGCCCAUCAUGGAUCUCGACAUUGAAAUGGACGUCGACGACGUCCAGGACAUGCCGGUUCCUGCGAUUCCUGCGGCAUACACCGAAGAUGUGGUUGCCGAAGACGAACAGGAACCCGGAGAGGUCGAGGAGGGGCCCAACGGGGGGGACAAUGGCGACGCCUCAGACAAGGCCAAGGCGCCGGUGCCGUACAAGGUGCACAUCAAGGGGCUGGACACAUUCAAUCCAGACGACGUCAAGGGCUAUCUAGCAGAGCACUACAGCACGAGCGAACUCAACCGCGUCGAGUGGAUUGACGACACAUGUGCCAACUAUAUUUUCAAGUCCGAUCGCAUAGCACAGGAAGCCCUCGUUGCGCUCGCGGCAGUGGAAAUUGCCGACGUGACGCAGCUGCCCCCGCUCGAGAACAUACCCGCUAAGAGCUAUUCGCAAAAGCCCGAGUGCAGCUUGCUCGUUCGAUUUGCUGUGGAAGGAGACAAGAAAGUGGCCGGGGCUGCGGAGCGCAGCCGGUUCUACCUGCUCCACCCGGAGUACGACCCCGGGGAGCGCCGGCGGCGGGGUGAGCUCGGCCGGGGAAGAUACCGAGAUCGGGACGACCGCUACCGAAGGGACAGAAGGAACGACAGGCGGAGGGAUUCCAGAGACGAGGAAGAGCCCGAGUCGUUCGACGUCAACCUCUACGACGAUGACGAAUCGGCGCUGGCGACACGGGCCCGGAGACGCUCGCGCCCGAGGCGUCGCUCCAUGUCUCGCUCUUCCGAUACCAGGGGGGCUGCUCAGCGAAAUCGGGACAAGGAGCUCUUCCCCGACAAGCUAUCAGGGAGUUUGGGGCGCAGUUUGCGUGACCGGUCCGCCUCGCCGGUACGAGACCGCGACGGGGAUGCUGAGAUGGAUCUGGAUGAGGCCGCGCGGGCAGCUGCAGCGAUGCGCAGCCGGGAAAGGGGGCGCUCGAUAAAAGAGCGCCUGUCGCGCGACAACAGUACCAAGGAGUUGUUCCCGUCUAAGGAGAUCAACAGGAAGAAAGAGCUGUUUCCUUCCAAGGUCAACUCAUCGGGUGGCGGCGGUACGGCGCAGAUGGAUAAGGUCAACGACACGACGGUGUUGACGACUGCAAGUCUUGCAGACCGGAUUACCGCACCAAGCGCGGGCGGCUUUAGCAUACGCGGCAUGGCAAACAAGCGCAGCGAUGACCAGGGCAUAGCCAUCAAAGGCACCGGACCAACGGUUAGGGAACUGUUUCCCGAGAAAUUUGGCACCAACGCCGGCAAGGAACUGUUUGCCGAAAAACUCGAGGGGAGGGGCAAGCGAAGACAAAAAGCGGAGGACAUGUUCACCUAGCUGUAAAGAGAGUGGUGUUGGAGGUGGGGGGG